AUGCAUCUGGACCAUUUACCUAACAACAACAUGCUUCUGAUUGUGCUGGGAACGUUGCUGCAGUUUUUCGGUGCUUUUUGUGAAAAUCAAAUGACGUCAAACUAUUUUUGUGCCGACAUGAACCCGCAACCGCACAUCAUCAUCGACCAGCUAAUGGGCAUGUGGUAUGGCAUAGAAAUAUACAAUCAUUUAGAGGAACGACACUACAAUGAAUAUAAACCAUCAUGUCCCAUAAUUCACUUGUCGGAGGAUAAAACUCAGACGACCACUUACAAUCCUUUGCAUAGAGAUUAUAACUAUGGGUAUAACUACGGGGAAGGUCAUGGGUAUAACCACCACACCCAACAAGGAAGAAACCCUGAGAAUUAUAACACGUAUCAGAGAACCCGUGAAGAGCAAAUGGAGUUCGAUAGAAACACUACAUAUCCGAAUUAUAGGAGAUAUGGACAUAAUGAUUACAUGAGAAGAUUAGAAUAUGAUUUGAGACGUUUAAGAUUAUAUUGGGAUGAGAAUGGAGUGAGCACAGAAUAUCAUUUAAGAUACAACACCACCAGGGCCGGAUUCUGGAUAAGCGAGGGGCCUCAAAAUGGUUCGGCUCUGGAGCCCCAGUUUAGCCACUUCGCAGGCACAAUUCAAGUCUUAAAAGCCGUAGGUAGUCACCUGUUGCUGACUUUUUGCCACCAGUUGCCGGACAGGCAGCUGUACUCGAUUCUAUUGGCCAGGGAAAACAAAUUGUCGCACAUAGAAACUUUUGGGGUGCACAGUCUGUUGCACAGAAGGGGGCUGACUGCCACUGCGGUGAAAAAAGUUUGCAGUGGGUCCGAAAAUUUUUCGGCCAAAAGUGGUUUGUUUGUUUUAUUUUUUUCGUUACUUAUUUUGGGCGGUUUUUAA
Molecule: messenger RNA, 891 nt
Organism: Brassicogethes aeneus
Lineage: Eukaryota; Metazoa; Arthropoda; Insecta; Coleoptera; Nitidulidae
Source: the annotation of a GenBank genome assembly